Molecule: messenger RNA, 1581 nt
Organism: Ostrea edulis (European flat oyster)
Lineage: Eukaryota; Metazoa; Mollusca; Bivalvia; Ostreida; Ostreidae
Exons: 4
Coding region: 56-940 (294 amino acids)
Source: RefSeq, a predicted model, not a curated record
AGUGUACAUGUAUAUUUUACGAUAAACUAACUUCGAAUAAACUAACUUACAAAAAAUGGCGUUUCUAUUCAUUCUGUUGGUUUCCAUGAAUGGUGCCUUUAUUAUAGGACUAUUGGGUGAGGAAUUACCAUUCUCCUCGACAACUCAGUCGAACACCCCUAACAAAGGGAGUAGUGAUGCCGCGUUGUUACACCAGAUUCUUAUACAGGAAACUACAUUGAGGAUAGAACUGGAGAAGAAUGUCCGGAAUAUGAUGACAGAAAUCGAACAGUUGAAGAAAAACCAAGCUGCUAUGGAAGUGAAAGUUGAUGGUCUAACUCAAGCGAAAAUCGAACAGUACGAUUUAAUCCAACAGCUGAGUAAUAACGUGACAACACUAUCUAUGGAGAAUAUACAUCUGAAAACUGUGCUGUUCAACUCUUCAAAUGGUUUUUAUAACACAGGAUCAAAUAAAUGUAUGUGUGAUUUCACAAAUAUAUCCAAAGAUAUUCAGAGCGUAAAGAAAGAGGUCCGCUACGUGUCGCUUUCAUUUCUGGAUCUAGCAAGAGAUGUGCAGCUCAUGAAUACUAGCAUCCUGGAAACGAUGAGGAACGGUACAGGGGAGAUGACUCGUGAUGUUUUAAACAUUUUAUCUGAUAUUCAGAAUCUGUCAAGGAUACAAGACCAGGAUCGACAAUACCAGAUGUCUGUUAAUACAGACCUUAAAAUACACCAAGAAGAUGUUUCGAACAGAAUUAAAGAUCAUAUUGAUAAAGAGAUAUUGAAUUUGACGGCAAAAUAUUUCGAGUUGGAAAACCAAGACCAUUACCUUACAUCAACUUUAAGAAAUUCGGAACUUUUCUUGUCAAAAGUGGCUGUUUUUAUGAACGAAACUUGGAAUUUACAGAAGAUGUUUCUGAGAAUGCAACAGGAACAAGUUCAGAUGUCAACAGAAAUGUGAAACAAAGUUGCAUUUAGCGCAACAAUAACUUCAAGCGUAACUUCUCUAGAUGGGCAAACUCUGAUAUUUCCUCAUGUCCUGUGUAACGUGGGCGGUGGAUACAACAGCCAUGACGGGGUAUUUACAGCGACUAUUGACGGUGUCUAUGUGUUCUUUGUUAGGAUCACUCAAUCUACGAACAGCCAUGACUUGCGUGUGAAUAUAGUCUUGAAUGGAAUCGAAAUGGCCCAGCACUUUGUAUUUGGAAGAAGUGAUAAUCAUUUCAGAACAUCCGCCAACUCAGUAGUAUUGAAUCUGAAUCAGAACGACCGAGUCUGGGUGAAAAUGAAUAUCGGAGGGGAGAUGUACAGCAUAGGCGCCGACCAGUCGUUUACGGGAUACAAACUUUGACUCCUGUGACUAGAGAACAUGAUUAUUGCAUUACCGUAUGUUGUUGUCAUGAAUCACGUAAGAAACGAAUAACAGUAAUACGUGAUAAUACGUUAUCUUAUCUAGUAAAAUGUAAAGUAAAAAAAAUCAUUUUAUCUGUGAAAUUGCUUCAGAAGUUAUGAAAGCCGGAUAGUCUCAUAUUUGAAAAAGUAAAAAAAAAAAAAAAUUAACUCGUUAUAACGAGUUAGUAUCUCGUAAUAACGAUUUAAUAU